Messenger RNA from Durio zibethinus, 804 nucleotides. NCBI's taxonomy places the organism in Eukaryota, Viridiplantae, Streptophyta, Magnoliopsida, Malvales, Malvaceae. The record is from RefSeq and is a predicted model, not a curated record.
UGUAAUUGUCUAAGUAAAAUGAAAUCUCACUACCAUGUAGAGUUCCAUUGUACACGGAUAUUAGUGUUAUCAAAAUCGCCCUCUUGAAUAAUGCAAUAGACAACCAUAUAGAGUUGUUGAGUGUUAGUAGAAAGCAAAAUUGGUACUGCUUGUAACAAUGCCGUCGUAUUUAUGAGCGGCUGCUGCUAUGGUCGCUUGUGUCUCAGCCUGGUUUGGAUUAAAUCUACAGCCAUUUACCUUGAACACCCUCAGGCUCCAGCAACAAUUUGCUACCACAACAGCUCCGAAAGCACCGCCAGGGCCGUUCACCUUCCACAAACUCAGUCUGCAAUGGCCACCUGCUGCAUGUAACUCUGGCCAGAUGACUUGCAAACCACCUAUCCCUCGCGAAUUCACCAUCCAUGGUAUAUGGCCACAAUAUAGCAAUGACAAUCAAGUGCCCCCUUACAAUCCAAUUACAAAUCGUUGUACCAAUGUCACACCUACUCCUGCCAGUAAUCUCCUAAAUGAGCUGAAUCCAAUUCUAAACAACUUAUCAUCACUAUGGCCUAACUUAACGGAUCCUCAGGACUUGAGCUCAAACCUCAAAUUUUGGGAACAUGAAUGGAAAAAGCAUGGAAUGUGUUCUGAUUACCCUGACCAACCUCGUGACUACUUCAACUCUGCCUUACAGCUCAGGAGAGGCUUAAAUCCAGGUGACUAUUUCUAGUAUAUACUUAAUUAAACCUCACUCUUUUAUGAACCAAAUAGCUGGGAACUCAUGUUACUUCCACUUCCUAACAUAUUUUCUCUGAUAUGCUUUAA